This is a messenger RNA of Lactuca sativa (garden lettuce), 1904 nucleotides long. Its product is annotated as plant UBX domain-containing protein 10. The record is from RefSeq and is a predicted model, not a curated record. Gene Ontology annotation, biological process: ERAD pathway. Gene Ontology annotation, cellular component: endoplasmic reticulum. Lineage: Eukaryota; Viridiplantae; Streptophyta; Magnoliopsida; Asterales; Asteraceae. Gene Ontology annotation, molecular function: ubiquitin binding.
UUUAGCCAAAAACAUGUGGAUUUUGCGGAAACCAUGCAUGCUAGCUACUUUCGUCGAUGUCAAACUUAACAAGCAUUCGUCUCCUCAAUUAAUGGCUAAAUCCAUCCACAAUUACGUACUUCAGUCCUCAUGGCCACAAAAGAAUCAAAUCAAAGAUACAUCUUGAUUUCAAAAUCGUAACGUGAUCAGUGUAAAGAUUGUUCACUUUCAGAAAUCAGACGGUGUUCAUAUUAUAUUUGGUAAUAUAGUAACAUGAGUGAAGUAGAAUCUGUUACGGGUGUCAAAGAUAACAGCGAGUCGGAGUCCACAACUUCCGUCACCGGAAGAGAACUAAUCAGACCUGUAGCAGUAGGUGCUCUACGAUUACCAUGGAAGCUGUUCUUCCUCCCGAUUUCUGUAAUCGGUGGUAGCGUAGGGAGAGUUACCGGUUCAGUUAGGCUGAGUUUUCGGGUGGCUACUGAUUCUGUUUUCUCUUAUUGGCUACGCAUGGUCCGGUUAACUAGCUCUAGUCGUAGCCGGAAACCGUCGUCGACUCCUCUAGUUUCGGCUUCUGUGUCAACAACGGUGGAGGCAUCGGAAGCAGUGGAUUUCUUGUCAGAAUUUGAGAGUCGAUAUGGUGAAAUACAUCCAAAUUUCGUUCCCGGGGGUUUUAUGGAUGCAGUGGAGUUGUCUAGGCGUGAGUGUAAGCUGUUGUUUGUUUACUUGCACUCACCGGAUAAUCCUGAUUCAUCGUCGUUCUGUGUAAAGACUCUGUGUUCGGAGUUUUUAUCGGCGUUUGUAAACGAAAACUUUGUUUCUUGGGGUGAUACUAUUGGGAAAAAUGAGAGACUUGAAAUCAGUAAGAGCUUGAACGCUUCUAGGUUUCCUUUCUGGGCGGUGAUUAAAGGAGCCACCGACACCGGCGAGGGUUUUUCUAAGCUCCGGCAGUUUGAGGGGCCUUCAUCAGCUGAAGAAAUGGUUACAGAGUUGCAGAGUGUUCUAGAAGAAAAUGCCGCAUCCCUUGUUGCAGCAAGCGUCGAUAGCACCGAUGAACACACAAACAGCUCGCCAUUGAUGGAGGAAGAAGACGCUCCAUGUUCAGUUGCACUUGAAGCCGAUCUAGGUAACGAAUUCCAGAGGGAGGAAGAUCAAAACGAAAUAGAACCGGAAGCUGAGAGUGAAGCUAAGUUGUGCGAGGAGGAAGCUUCGUUGCUGGUGGCUGAACCUGAACCUGAACCGGGACCUGAUUUUGUUCAGUUUGAGGGGCCUUCAUCACCUGAAGAAAUGGUUACAGAGUUGCAGAGUGUUCUUGAAGAAAAUGACCGAGCCUUUGAUGCAGCAAGCGUCAAUACCACAGAUGAGCACACAAACAACCCACCAUUGAUGGAGGAAGAAGACGCUCCAUAUCCAGCUGCACUUGAAGCCGAUCAAGAUGACGAAUUGCAGAUGGAAGAAGAUCAAAACGGAAAGGAACUGGAAGCAGAGCGUGAUGCUAAAUUGUGCGAUGAGCCGGAGCCAGAGCCAGAGCCGGAGCCUGAGCCUGAGCCUGUUAUUGAGGUGUUCGUGAGACUACCAAUAGGAGAGAAUAUAGUAGGAAGUUUUCCUUGUACAGCUACUCUACAAUCUGUGUAUGAUUUCGUAGAUUCUUCGGGGUGGUUAGAUGUCGGGAGCUACACUCUUGUCACCUUCUUCCCUCGAGUUCUUUAUGGUCAGCAUCAACUCUCCUCCACACUUGAAGAACUUGGACUGCACCCUCAAACCAGUCUUUUUGUGGAGCUCAAUUACUGAAACUUCACUUUUACUUUCAAAUUGUACAUUCUUAUUCUAUAUGUAACAGUAACAACAGUUGAUAAACAAAACUGAAUUGAUAAAAAAAAAUUAAAUAAAGAACAAAUUUAUGGCUUCGCCCGGGUUCGAACCGGAGA